AGCUUCUUGGCCGAAGGCAGGUGCCGAUCUCCAGGAGCAGGCACGUCUCUCUCGGAGCCUGCUUGCUCGGUGUGCGUGCCAUGCGGGCAUAGGCUUCCCACCGCGAGCUCACCGGCCGUUGACUCGACCUGCCAUGGCGUCGAAGGGCGCGCCCAAGGACUCUUCGAUCGUCAUCGACAGCGGGGACGAGGCGGAGCCGCAGGCGCCGGUCGCCAAGGCGAGCAAGGCGGCGGAAGCGUCGAACUCCAAGAAGAGGAAGAAGAGCAGCAGCUCAAGCAGCAGCAGCACGAGCAGCAGCAAGAGGCGCAGGAGGAAAGCGAAGAAGAAGUCCCGACAGGCGGCGGACAUUGAGAGGCGAAAGGAGGCAAUGAUGAUGGCCACCCGAGGGAUGACCCCUAGAGGCAACUACGCCCUGGACUUCGUCACCGGCGGCUCCUCGAUGCCGCCGCCCGUGAACCCGCUUUUGGACCCGCCGGAGAGCGGGGAGAAUGCCAGCGGCAUCUGCCACGAGUGGAGGGCCGGCCGGUGCUUCCGCGAGAACUGCAAAUUCCUCCACAAGUGAGCUGGCACUGGUGCCUGCGGCCUUCCGGGUCUCCCCCGCCUUCUGUGUCUCAUCCUCUCUCGUCCUGAUCCUCCUCUGCCCUCGUCAUCCUCGGUCCCCCGCUCCGCGCGCGAAAGGCCAGCCGGCGCGCGCGCGCACUCGCACUCAAGCCCUACGGGAGCGCGGCGGGACGCGAUGCGACUACGCGCGGCAGGGCUGAUUCGUUAGAGAA
This is a messenger RNA of Prorocentrum cordatum, 773 nucleotides long. The record is from the annotation of a GenBank genome assembly. NCBI's taxonomy places the organism in Eukaryota, Dinophyceae, Prorocentrales, Prorocentraceae.